AUGCGAAGGGUCUUUACUCCCCCCUUCUCGCCUUCAUCGUCUUCGCUGCUGACUUCCCCGCUGCCGCUUCGCCCCUUGGCUUCGUUCUUCCCCUUCCUCGACGAGUGUGCCACAGCACCGUCGACCCAGGGCCUUGGCCAGCAGUGCCACCCCUGGUGGGCCGCCUCCAUCACCCAGCUGGGCCUACCGCCCCACACGCCACCAGCACAAACCGCAGCUGGGCACUACCUUGACGGCUUCUUCAACGACACAGAGUCGAGUUCUGGCUACCACCACUACCUCGCAAGCCAGGACCAUUUCAACGUUGCAGCAGCCGCGCAGCCCCACAGGCCGGAGGCGAUGAUCGCCGCGGCCCCGUUCGCGCUGCCGCUGGCCCAGUGCCUUGCGGAGCCCAUUAGCUGCGGCCCCGAGGUACCCCACCUGCCCCUGCUGCUAGUCGAGCCCGCCAGCGGACCGUCGUCGCCCCUCGACAUGGUGGAGGUCAAGUGCGAGCAGCCGGACGACGAUGCUUAUGACGAUGACGAUGGCGACUAUGACAACGUUGUUAGGGACUUUCUCGACUCCGCGGGGCUUGCGGUCGGGUACGACUGCACGUCGCCGGCGUCGUCGCGGCCCUCCACGCCGGCCCAGCCGCCGCUGCCGUCGUGGCCGCCGCUCGCCGGCCGCCUGGUGACCCUAGCCACCUCCGCCCCGCCCUCGCCCGCCUUUCUUCUUCCGCCGAAGAAGAAGCGAAAGAUCACCCACACGCCACGUCAGCAGCCCGUCGGCCCGCACCUUAACCACAACGACCACCUUAACGGUCACCACAACGGUGGCGGCCAGACCAACAACAACAGCUGCUGCUCUUGCCCAGACUGCUGGUUCUAUCUCUACACGACGAUGCCGGAGAAGAAGAAGCCGAUCUGGGUGGUGUUCUACUGCACCCACGAGCACGACAUGACGACGGCCCGGCUCACGCUCACGAGCACCGACUCGCACGCGUCGGGCGCCGGUGAGGCCGUGGUGGCCGACCUCGCGGCCGACCUCGAUCUGUCGUGGGCCGCCAAGGUGGUCGUGCCCCACCCCGACACCGGCCGCGACACGGCCAUGGUCCAGCACAAGUGGUGCUUCGUCUGCCCCGACGACACCUUCAACAGCCGCGUCUUCUCCGCGCGCCUGGUCGAGCCGAUGGCGACUACGGUGGCGGUGACGACGGUGCUGGGCGGGCUGUCGGUGAUCAGCACGACGAGCCAGCGGCGCACGCGGCGGGCCGGCGUCGAGCGCGUGUGCGGGAGCGAGUUCGAGCGGCGGCUGGUGGCCAACUGCGCGCGCCACCCGCCCAAGCGGCGCCACUUCCUCAACGGGAAGGGCAAGGGCCAGCGGCCGCGCAAGCCAAAGGACGCCACCUACCUGCUCGACGAGCUCAGCAAGGCCGUCCGCCCCUCACAUGAGUAG
Molecule: messenger RNA, 1434 nt
Organism: Acanthamoeba castellanii str. Neff
Lineage: Eukaryota; Discosea; Longamoebia; Acanthamoebidae
Exons: 1
Coding region: 1-1434 (477 amino acids)
Source: RefSeq, a predicted model, not a curated record